Molecule: messenger RNA, 645 nt
Organism: Botrytis deweyae
Lineage: Eukaryota; Fungi; Ascomycota; Leotiomycetes; Helotiales; Sclerotiniaceae
Exons: 1
Coding region: 1-645 (214 amino acids)
Source: RefSeq, a predicted model, not a curated record
AUGUCUCGCCCUCGCUCUUUCCCUUUCCCUCUCUACCCCCUCUUCCUCCUCUCUAAUCGCCCCUACACCCGCUAUCUCGCCCUCCAGCGCGUCGCGUCACCGUCUUCCCUCCUCACGCUCUCGCCUCCCCUCCCCCUCCGUCUACCCUAUCGCCCUCCCGCCCGCGCUGUCUUUCGUGUUCCUCUUUCCGUCCGGGGGCCUCCGCCGCUCCGCCUCGCGCACCGCCCCGCACAGGCUCUCUCUAUCUCGCUCGGGCGUCCAUCUCCUUACAUUUUCUUCUUUCUUCUUUCUUUGUUCGUCCCUCGCCUUCCUCGCUCACCUCCUCGUCGCUCGCAUCAGGCUCUACCUCCUACGCCCAGGUCUUUACGCAUCAGUCGAGCGAUUAUAUUUUGCCCGCGUGUUUCGGGGCGGCCCAGGGCGGCAGGCCCGGACCGGAGAGGCCCGGGCGGCCCGGGCGGCCCGGGCGGCCAAGGGGCCAGGGCGGCCCCUGGCGGCCCGGGGGCGGCCAGGGCGAGCCCGGGCCGCCCGGGCAGCCCGCGCCUUCGCUCCGACCGCGCCCACCCCCCGCCGCGCCCCGCUUCCGCGGUGGACUAUUUUGACCUUCGCCGCGCGCGCGCGCCUCUUCCUGCGUCUUUCCUUGAGUAA